AUGACACCUUCAAGCACAGAAAGAGAAGUCAUAUCGAGAGCAAUAGAAUUGCCAAUCGUGGUGCUCAAACGGGGGCCUUUUUUGUCCUCAAUAGCAAUCAGGUCCGCGUUGGAGUACAACGACUGUGAACAAAAGCUAGCCCAGAGAAAAGAGGUGCAAAAAACUGUCGAGUUAUGCUCUAAAGAAUGCAGUUUAAGCAAGGGACAACGAGUAACAUAA
Molecule: messenger RNA, 219 nt
Organism: Phytomonas sp. Hart1
Lineage: Eukaryota; Euglenozoa; Kinetoplastea; Trypanosomatida; Trypanosomatidae
Source: the annotation of a GenBank genome assembly